Spinacia oleracea (spinach) is the source of this 422-nucleotide messenger RNA. RefSeq lists its product as uncharacterized. The record is from RefSeq and is a predicted model, not a curated record. NCBI's taxonomy places the organism in Eukaryota, Viridiplantae, Streptophyta, Magnoliopsida, Caryophyllales, Amaranthaceae. The transcript has 3 exons. The coding region runs from base 21 to 422 and encodes 133 amino acids.
CUGAAAAUGUGAGAUCAGAUAUGGAAGGUUUAAUCCAAGGAGCUGAAGAUGGAAAACCAAUGUCUCCAACCGUUAGAACUGAAGACUCCGAGUUUCAGACUAUGGAAGGUUUAAUCAAAGGAGCUGAAGAUGGAAACCCCAUGUCUCCAACUGUUAGAACUGAAGAAUCCGAGUUUAAGACUCCGACUGCCGCUGAGUCGCAGACUGAAAUGGAAACUCCAUCAAUAUUCCUGAACACUCCAAGUGCGGUGUACUCGCAACCAGAAAAUGCACCUACAUCUAUGAACAUAGAGUAUGACUACUGCAUUUUAUUUUAUAAGUUAUUUUUCGUUUAUUAUUACAAGUUAUUUUUCAUUAUCAUUUAUAAAAUGUUCUUUUCUUUUCACUUUGUUGUUCUUUUUAUUUCAGGUGUUGUACACUGA